AUGGCUUCGGAGCUACUCAACCACGCCGCCCAUGGGGCAGACCCGGCACUGUCUGACCAGCCCGUCGUCAACCUCCAGGUCGUGUCGCCGUCGGUAGGCGUCAGCCGCCCUUUGCUGUUCCCUGGACUGCCGGCUGCCACCACCAUCAGGCAGCUCAAGGAGAGGAUCCGACAGUCGCUCCCCUUGCGGCCGUCUGACGAGCACCAGCGACUCAUCUACCGCGGCCGAGCGCUUGUGCGCGAUGCCGACAGCCUGCAGGACGUAUUCGGCGCCGAAGCUAUUCGUAGCCCCGACCAGCAGACGAUCCAUCUUGUCCUAAGGGAUGCUUCCGACAACGUAUCUUCGACUCCGCCUUCCUUGCCCAGCGCCCAGAGCCCGGCUUUGGGGGCUCAGUCCACCAACGCCCAGCGACAGACGCCAUCGCAUGCCGCCUUUAUGGGACCUCCUCCGCCACCUGGCAUGACAAGAAGAUCGGUUCUGCAGCCGACGCCAACUGCGACUCUGCCUCAACCUCGCAUGUCAUCGCCGGCUCGUUCACACUCGCCAGCUCAUACUCCUGAACAGGCGGCAGCUUUCCAGCAGCAGCAUCAGACCAUGACGCAAUGGUUGACACAAAUCCAGAGGGAAGCCAUGGCUCGCAUGGUCAACCAGAACCAGCGCGGGAGAGCCCACAUGGGCAUGCGUGGCGUUGGCGACACCGCGCCUGCAAAUCACGGGGGGUAUGGUUCAGACAACAGCGGGAGGGCGAGCCCGGCGCCGACGCAUACAAUCUACCGCGAGACUGUGGGACCCAACGGCCACAGCUAUCAUGUCGAGACCAUUGUUCGGAACGGCGCGGGCGUCUCUUCCGCCUCCUCUACGCCGCAGCACGGCGGACUGACUCCUACCGAAGUCCACAGCAUUCUGCGAGGCGCUGAUACGAAUCAGACGCCCAUGUCCGUGGCAAGCGCACUUCAUCAGAGCGGCUUGCGCCGAAGCGCCUCCAGCGCCUCGCUUCACAACCGCUCGCUCAACCAACCGGGAAUUACCACCUCAGUCUUUGCCAACAGCGGCUCACGGGCUAGCAGUGGUCGGGCCACGCCGGAUCUGGGGCUGCGAUCGGUGUCUGGCACGUUCAAUCCUGCCGCUACCUCUGCGCCUUCUCUUGUCCCGCCUCAGUCGCGGCAAGGCGUCGAGGUGUACAUUCUAUCGUCUCCGGAGGGUCCCCGUGCCCUCCUUUUCAACGGUGCCGUGGCGGAAGCCUAUUAUACCCCCAGAGUGUAUAUGCCACCCGCCCAUCAUCAGCUCCGAAACAGGGCCAGUUUCCCGAACCUGGCCCAUGGGAUGCCGGUACAAAUCAGAGACGAUGUUCGCUUUCUUUCAACUCGCACCGUGAGGCAGUCCGCCCACAGCCACCACGCUCCAGCCGAACAACAGCAGUUGCAACAUCAGCAACAACAACAACAACAACAGGCGCCACGACGACGGCAUCAGCCACAAGAACAGCAACAAGACCAGCAACCAAGAAUAGUUCCUUUACACGCUGGAAACCCUGCUGCAGUCGGCCUACCCCAGAUGGUGAUGCAGUUGGCUCCUCACAUCUGGCUUCUGAUACGCCUUGCUUUGUUUGUGUGGUUCUUUACGUCUCCCAAUUCAAGCUGGUCGAGAUGGCUGACGAUAAUUGCUCUUGCAUUUUUUGUCUUCAUCCUCAGCACUGGGUUGUUGGCCGGCGUUGCCGAGCAGGCAUGGCGGCCACUGGGUCGGCAUCUCGAGCACGUAUUUCCUACCAUGGACCCGGGGCACCUUGGAAGACAAGGAGCAGCCGCUGGACGUGAUGGCGCCCCUGAAGCGGACCAGAAUGGAACCCCCAACCCUGCCCAGAUGGCCGCCCGGCUGGUCGCGGAGCGUCGAGGUCAAGAAUCUUGGAUUGCCGGGCAGCUGAGGCGGCUGGAGCGAGCUGGUCUCCUCUUUCUUGCCAGCAUCGCGCCCGGAGUUGCAGAACGCCACAUUGCCAAUCUAGAAGCGGAGGUCAGGGCUCAAGAAACUCGACGCCGAGAGGCGGAAGCGGCAGCAGCAGCAGCAGCAGCGGCGGCCGCUGCCGAGACUAGUGCAAAUCAGGAGAGCGAAGCUGCGCCCGAGACGAAUGACGGGACGCCGCAGCAGCAAGCCGGAGAGCAAACUGCGGAGAACAACCAUGACAGUAUGGAGAGGGAAAGGGCUGUUCGAGAAGAAGUCACCGCAGCAUAA
Trichoderma citrinoviride is the source of this 2226-nucleotide messenger RNA. RefSeq lists its product as hypothetical. The record is from RefSeq and is a predicted model, not a curated record. NCBI's taxonomy places the organism in Eukaryota, Fungi, Ascomycota, Sordariomycetes, Hypocreales, Hypocreaceae. Bases 1 to 2226 code for a protein of 741 amino acids. Gene Ontology annotation, biological process: endoplasmic reticulum unfolded protein response. The transcript has 2 exons.